Euleptes europaea (tarantolino) is the source of this 1979-nucleotide messenger RNA. It is a transcript of the gene CLASRP, whose product is annotated as CLK4 associating serine/arginine rich protein. The record is from RefSeq and is a predicted model, not a curated record. The coding region runs from base 33 to 1946 and encodes 637 amino acids. The transcript is spliced from 20 exons. Lineage: Eukaryota; Metazoa; Chordata; Lepidosauria; Squamata; Sphaerodactylidae.
CCUCUCCACUGAACAGCUUGGACAAAGGCAGGAUGUGGCAUGAAGCCCGAAAGCAUGAACGGAAGCUCCGGGGGAUGAUGGUGGAUUACAAGAAGCGAGCCGAGCGUCGGCGAGAGUAUUAUGAAAAGAUAAAAAAGGACCCAGCUCAGUUUCUGCAGGUUCACGGCCGGGCGUGCAAGGUCCAUUUGGAUUCUGCAGUGGCUCUUGCAGCCGAAAGUCCUGUCAAUAUGAUGCCUUGGCAGGGGGACACCAACAACAUGAUAGACCGGUUUGAUGUACGAGCCCACCUGGACUACAUCCCCAUGUACACCCCUCCGUUGCUAAACCCAAUUUCGCCGGAACAGGAGUCUGAUGAGAGGAAAUGCAACUACGAACGGUACAGAGGCUUGGUGCAGAAUGACUUUGCUGGCAUCUCGGAAGAGCAGUGUCUCUAUCAGAUCUACAUUGACGAGCUAUACGGGGGACUCCAGAAACCCAACGAGGACGAGAAGAAGAAGUUAGCAGAGAAAAAGGCAUCCAUUGGCUACACGUACGAGGACAGCACGGUGGCAGAGCUUGAGAACCCGCCUGAGAAACGAGCAGAUGAAGAUGACUCUGAGGAGGACAGCAACACAGAUGAGGACGAAGUCAUCCCUGAUAUCGAUGUUGAAGUUGACGUAGACGAGCUGAACCAGGAACAAGUGGCUGACCUAAACAAGCAGGCCACCACCUAUGGCAUGGCGGAAGGAGAUUUUGUCCGGAUGUUACGGAAGGACAAAGAGGAGGCAGAAGCCAUCAAACACGCCAAAGCCUUGGAGGAAGAGAAGGCCAUGUACUCGGGCCGUCGCUCUCGACGACAGAGACGAGAAUUCCGAGAGAAACGUUUGAAAGGCAGGAAGAUCAGUCCUCCGAGCUAUGCUCGGAGGGACAGCCCCACCUAUGACCCCUACAAACGGUCCCCUUCCGAAUCCACUUCCGAGUCCCGUUCCCGCUCUCGCUCGCCUUCCCCAGGCCAUGAGGAGAAGAUUACCUUCAUCACUAGUUUCGGGGGCAGUGAUGAAGAAGCGGUCGCCGCUCAAGCCGGAGGAGCCCCCCGGAAGGCCACCUCCCUCGGCAAGGCACGCUCCGGCCAAGGGCAGCAGGGCAGCGCUGCAGCAGGUCAUAGCGCCUCUUCCCGGCGACGCUCCACAUCCUCUUCUUCUUCCACGUCCUCAACCACCUCGUCUUCCAGCUCGCGCUCCAGCUCACGGUCUCACAGGGCUGGCGGAUAUCACCGAGCCAGCCACUACACCCGCUCGCGGAGCCACAGAUACUCCCGCUCCCGCAGCAGAACCAGGCGGUACUCAGCAGGGGGCUCACGGGACGGACGGCGGCACUCCCGAUCUCGCUCGACAGAGAGGGGCUGGCGCUAUAGCUCCCGCCGCAGAUCCAGGAGCCAUUCCCGGUCUGGGGAACGGUACCGGUGGAGUGGCCGGGGAGGGAGACAUUGGAGCAGCAGCAGCGGAAGCGACAGCGAAUCGCGAAGCUGCAGCAGGUCAGCAUCUCCGGCCAGAGAUAAACCGCUGAGGCCUGCAGCUUCCCCUGCAGUAGGGGAGAAACUGAAAAAGGCUGAGACUGCUGGUGGUAAAGAGACAGGAGCUGCCAAACCAAAGCUGACCCCGCAGGAGAAACUGAAGCUGCGUAUGCAGAAGGCACUUAACCGGCAGUUUAAAGCAGAUAAAAAAGCUGCCCAGGAGAAGAUGAUGCAACAGGAACACGAAAGACAGGAGCGAGAAGAUGAGUUGCGUGCCAUGGCUCGGAAGAUCAGGAUGAAAGAGCGCGAGCGCCGAGAAAAAGAGCGGGAAGAAUGGGAGAGGCAGUACAGCCGCCAGAGCCGGUCUCCUUCCCCGCGUUACAGCCGAGAAUAUAGUUCUUCAAGGAGCAGGCAUUCGCGGUCCCGAUCCCGGAGCCCUCACUACCGCCACUAGACUCAGUCCUGGCACGGUGUGUGUGUACUGGCU